This is a messenger RNA of Peronospora belbahrii, 1518 nucleotides long. NCBI's taxonomy places the organism in Eukaryota, Oomycota, Peronosporomycetes, Peronosporales, Peronosporaceae. The record is from the annotation of a GenBank genome assembly.
AUGCUUGUGCUUGGAAGAACAUCAGUCGCACCUCCUGCACCGGUCAAUACGUUAAGUUUAAAAAGUGAGAAUCGUGUGCAUAAUAAUGUACAUGGGAGUCUCGUACCUGCAGGUUCUAAUUGGGCUGAGAAUACGGAAGAGAUGUUGGAAAAGGAAGUAUCAGAGGACGUAUCACAUGCAGACCAUGUAGCGACAGUGACGGCAGUCUCAGAUAAGGUGUGGACACGUCAAAGUGUUGCUGAACAUCUUCAUCCGUCAAGUUCGACAGUAUCAAUUGCAAACUCUGGGCGGUGGGGAGAUGAUGCAGUAGAGAACGACAUUGCGCGAGGACAAACAGACUGCAAGCAAAAGGGACAAGCUAAAGCGCCGGCUUUGAAGUCGAAAAAUGUGAGAGCCGAACGUAAGAAGGCAAGCUUGACUCCUGUCGUUGACGAUACAGACUCCAAUCUCAGGCAAAUGGUUACCGUAGCAAUCGAGCAAGACUCUGUUCUCAAGAGCGCUGCGUGCACCAGCGAGACAUCAUGUGCGACAUUGUUGAAUGCUGUAGAACUGACGUCCCGCAAAGCAAACGUUAACGUGGCUUCCAAGGGUAACAGGACUAAGUGCGAUGAUAAGCGUGUGACAGCAAAGCAGUCUUGUCGACAAGAGAAGAAGCCGCGGGAAAUAAAGCCUUUGCGUCGUUCGACCUCCCGGACUAAGCGACAGCAUCGCAACGUACAUUAUAACACGGCUAUGAAUGUGCGUGGCUCUUUGACGCUAAGUAGUGGUAAGACGGCUGAUCGCAGCGCCCCAACGAAGUGCGAUCGAGACGAGGCAGGGAGUAAGAAGCCAACCCAGCUCAAGACUAAUGCGAAGGAGGGAGAUAGGCAGACGCCGAAUAUGGAUUUUGGAGCAACUGCCUUGCCGACGUAUACUGCGGAUGGAUCCAACGGUUGCGAGGAACAAGGUGUCGUGGUUUAUCGAGAGGAUGAUGAUGGUUUUGAGACGGUCAAGUCUCGGCGAGCUCUGAUGUUGGAGAAAAAACGACUUCGUGAACGAAUAAUGGCCACAAUGGCAGAUGCAUCUGUGCUUGGUGAAACGACGCUAUUGAAGGAGAAUGCAAAUGUGCAGCGCGAAAAAGCUCACAAAAACAUGGACAUGGCGGUAAAGGCAUCCAAAGUAGCUCCGGCACAGUCUGCUUUGAGCCCACAUGAGAAGGCGGCCAAUUCACGUCAGAGGAAUAUUGACAAGGUGAUCAAGGACAGAAACUUGAAGCAUUCGAAGGAGACGACGACGCGCACACGUGGACAAAAGAAGGAGAAGAAGCCAGCAAAGACAAAGGUUUGUAUUGGUACGAGUGAUAUUAAAUCGCCUGAGCAAGUGGCUUUAGUGUCUCGUAAGCAGGUUAUUAAAGAAGUCUCAAUGGAGGUCUUGUAUUCAAAGAAGAGUACGAAAGCGACGGAAGCGUCGAUGAAACGGAGGAAGACAAAGAGACAGAGCGACCAAGUGCGAGACGAUUUUGAUUCAGAUCGUGAAUGA